CACUCAUUCAAUUAGAAACACGGUUUAGAAUAACACCAUUUCACUGGCGUCUCUCUCUCUCUCAUAUUCAUGCUCGCUCUGCCCUGAUCGCACUGCUGUAAACUCGUCUAUGAGAAACGCGUAGUCUAUUCGAGUCGGGCUGCCUGGCUACAUCGCAUCGUUAAAACCUUGGUUUAGAGGACAGGAUAAGAUAGAGCGGCUACUAAAACAGCAACACAAAUAUGGUCGGGAUGAGAGAUGUGGUUUGCCUCCUGCUGCCAGCCGUCGUGCUGUUCGGCACAUCGAUGCAGGUGGAAGUGAAAGGUGGGAAAGAGGGAGAAAAAGCAGGGAAUUUCAUGGAAGAUAAGCAAUGGCUAUCAACCAUUUCUCAGUACAGCCGGAAGAUCAAACACUGGAAUCGCUUCAGAGACGAAGUUGAGGACGACUACAUCAGGAAUGUGGAGGAAACCCCAGGCUCGGAUGAAA
Molecule: messenger RNA, 465 nt
Organism: Oncorhynchus kisutch (coho salmon)
Lineage: Eukaryota; Metazoa; Chordata; Actinopteri; Salmoniformes; Salmonidae
Product: testican-2
Exons: 3
Source: RefSeq, a predicted model, not a curated record